Phascolarctos cinereus (koala) is the source of this 3684-nucleotide messenger RNA. RefSeq names its product glutathione S-transferase theta-1-like. Gene Ontology annotation, biological process: glutathione metabolic process. Gene Ontology annotation, molecular function: glutathione transferase activity. The record is from RefSeq and is a predicted model, not a curated record. Gene Ontology annotation, cellular component: cytoplasm. NCBI's taxonomy places the organism in Eukaryota, Metazoa, Chordata, Mammalia, Diprotodontia, Phascolarctidae.
ACGGCUUUGCCUGCUGUCUUUGUAAGUUUUUCCACACCUCUACAGUUGAGUACUGCUUUCAGUUCUGGACACCCCGUAUUCGGAUAAGUACGGCUAAACCGGUGAGCAUACAAAGGAUAUAAGGGAGCCUGGAGCACGUCAUAUGAGGACAGGGUGAAGUGACUGGGGUGGCUCUGAAGGCAGGAGACUUCAGCUCUCUCCCGCUUAGCACACCUAGGUGUCACCUCCUUCCCAUCCCAUUUGAUGACAUCAUAGAAAGAAGACAGGCCAGAAUCUCCCCCUCCACCAGGAUUCGUUGGCUUCUACUACGUGCUAGGCGGUGGGAUCAGGGCAAAAUGAACCAAACAAUCCCUCCUUGCAGCACCGAGCUGAUGUUCUAAGGAGGGACACAGCAGAUACACACAAAAAUAUAAAGUGAACAAGUGGUAAUGUACUAGACCAAGUAAAAAGGCGUGUUUGUGUCUUGCCUUCCCAAACCCCUCCUCUCCAUCAGUGAAGAUACUGCUCCGUGCUUCUCUUUUUCCCAAACUCCAAAAGAAACGAGCCACACUUCGUCCUCCUUCUCAAGGCUUGGGUCUGGCUUUUUGCAUCCCAGGGCUCAGACCGCUUUGGGGCUCCUUUCCUCCUGCCAAUCACUGUCUUUACGGCUACGUGCCGCUACAGUAAAAUGGCAGCUUUUUGAGGGCCCCCUUUGUUUUCGUUUUCCUUGGCCUGGCGUAUAGCAGGAACUUAGCUCUUUUCUGAGGUUCCACCCAACUCCGAGAAUUUGUGACUCUUACUCCGGAACAGAGGAGGGAGAGCAGACUGGAGAGGGGAGAGGGAGUGGACGGGCGGGCAGGGGAGGGAUCGUCAGCCCUCCAAAGGGGCGCCUGCUCGGUGACGGAGCGUGCCCCUCUCCAUUCUGAGCCCUUGUCUGGGCAAAGCCAAGCGCUGAACUCCGAUCGCCCAGCCCUAGGCUCAGCUCAAGCUCUCGCCAUGGUCCUUAACUUGUACCUGAAUCUGUACUCCUCCUCCUGCCGCUCGCUCUACAUCUUCGCCAAGCUGCACGUCAUCUCCUUCGACAUGAUACCUGUGGACUUGAUGAAAGCUGAGCACCACAGUAAAGAGUUUGUCCAGAUAAGCCCGCUAAUGAAGGUGCCAGUCAUGAAGGAUGAAGACUUCGUCUUGGGAGAAAGUGUAGCCAUCAUGCUUUACCUGUGCCGACGAUUCAAGACCCCAGACCACUGGUACCCGGAUGAUGCUAAGGGCUGUGCCCUCGUGGAUGAGUACCUUGCCUGGCAACACCUGAACAUGAAAAAGCAUUGCACCAAAGUCUUGUGGAUGAAGAUGAUGAUCCCACACUUCUUCAGACACAGCGUGCCCCACGAGAACCUGGAGGAGGCCACGAAAGACCUGAACCAUAGUCUGGACCUGCUGAAGGACAAGUUCCUGAGGGACAAGCCCUUCCUGACGGGGGACAGGAUCUCCCUGGCUGAUCUGAUGGCCCUGGAGGACGUGGUGCAGGCCAUCAGUGCUGAUUACAAUGUCUUUGAGAACCGGCCCUGGCUAAGAGAGUGGCAGGAAAAGGUAGAGUCCAUCUUGGGCCAGGAGCUUUGUGAUGAGGUCCAUGGGCCUAUCCUGAAGCUCAAGGAGGCACCCGCCAUAAGCUCUGAGAUGCUGAAUAAAUUCAAUGUAAUGAAGAGCGAGCUGCUGUGAGCUGAGGGAGAGCUGACUCCCACUUCACAGGCUGGCCACACACUAGGCAGCCAUGUGGAAGCACUGAAAAACACAGACAGUCCAUCUAGCCUCUUAAUAAAGAAGGAUGAUCUAUUCAGAAAGCAUCCCCCUGAUCUAUUAGCUUAGAAAUCCUGUCCAAAAAAGGAAAUGAGGCAUGAUCUGUUCCUGCUGAAGCCACGGGGCUCUGUGUGAUCACUGCUUCCCUUUCUAAAUACUCAUACACCAUCCUUUUAAUAAUGUUCUAGAAUUUUGCCAGAUAGUAGAAGUCAGAGUGGUUGGUCCAGAGUUUGCAAACUCUGUUCUCUUGCCUGUUUAGAAAACCAGGACAACAGGGGCUGCUCUCCAGUCCAUGCAGGCUCUCUCCUAUAAUCAAGAAUCAGAGCUCCCUGACUAUAAAGCAGCCUUCACAUUUGCUACCUCCUUCCAUACUGGAGAGCAGGUGGGUGCUUUCUGACUCUCCCUUUUCUUAUCUUGGCCUCACUUCAUGUCUACCUGGGCUUCUUGGGGGCUGUCUCGUCCUGUCUUGUGCUGUCCAAAGAAAUUCCUCAGCCUUCUUCACCAACCCAAAUUGGAACUGAUCUGCUGUACCCCUGUCCCCAUCAUCAGUUACUGUCGUCUCAUCUACCCUAAGCAGCCACCCCAUCCUUUCUUUGACACUCCUACUACCCCCCCAUGUAACACUAUUAAUGCCCCUUUUAUUUUCAGCUUCCCUUUCUACUCUCAAACUUAUUUUGAAUGAAUGAAUUUAUCAUGUACUAUACCAUGUCUCCAUGCCAGGUCUUUGGUCUGUUUCCUGAAAUACGCAUCUAUUUUUGCUUCCUAGUUGGCAAGUAAUAAGAUCAAGGGCAUAGGUAGACAUUUUCUUUAGUGAAGAAAUUCCAUGAUGAAUUCCAGAAUUUCUCUGAUCAUAACCUCUUGUCAUUCUGUCUCUAACGAUGUCUUAUGCCUUUAACUCUGCAAAGCUCCUCAUGCCCCACCAGCUGUACUCAUUUCCAACCUGUCUUCUCCACCACGCCUCUAUAGCCCUAAAUUCAUCACUGGGAGAUCUCAUCAUCUUCCAAGAUCCAACAAGACCUGGUACUUGAUAGGACAGGUCUCUUCAGACACCUCACACUCUCCCAUCUGGCUGUCCUCAUUUUGGCUUCUCCAUGCCAAGUACAUUCCCCUUCCCCUUCUCAUCUUUCUUCUCCGUGUUGUCUUCCUCCCCAUUAAAUUGGAAGCUCUUUGAGGGCAGGGACUAUCCUUCUUUUCUUAUAUUUAUAUCUCUAGCACUUAGCACAGUACCUGACACAUAGUAGGUGCUUAAUGUUUACUAGGACUCUGACUCUUCCUGAACCUAUUCUUCCCCUUCACCACGACUUAAAAUCCAUCCAUUGUAUUCUCCAAGGCCAUCACCCUUGCUCUGGUUUCACUUUCCUCUUUCCAAUUUUGACCUUUUACUUAACCAGCGGAAUUCUACAGUUGCUCUACUCUCGAAUUCCCAUGUCCUGAUGUCACUCACAUUCUACCAGUCCCUGACCCUUGAUUACAUUCAACGUCCACAUCCUCACCUUCUACUUACCUUGUGUUGAAUUGAAGGGGAUGGCUUAGGGAUGGGUCUAAGAAAGUAGGCUCCUAUGGCAACACCAUAAUAUUGUGUAAGAGGACUGAAAAAUAGGAAGAGGCCAAGUGAUGAGGAGCUUUAAGUGCCAAACAUGGGAGUUCGUACGGUGCAUGCACAGACCCCGCCAGCUUGCUCAGCUGAUGCAAACUCUCCACAUGGAAGAUGAUGAGAAGACGGCGUCCAUGAAAAACAUGACGUUCUGUAAGAGAAAUGACUGGGAAACACCAGGUAACUGGUGGCAGUCGGCUGACCAUGUGCUCGGGAGAAGCCUUUUUCCAUUGGCUACAGAUAAAAGCGAUUGCAUCUUCAAUGACAAUGGAUAGCAUUUAUAUGUCAUGCUUUUUUGCUGUUGUUCAGUCAUUUUC